AUGGGGGACAUCGUACCAGCAUCGCAAGUCAAAGGGAUGAGUACAUCGUCGAUACAAUGUCCUAUGCUAACCUCGACUAACUAUACUGUGUGGGCAAUGAGAAUGCGAGUACUUCUCAAAAUCCACAAAGUAUGGGAUAUCAUCGAGACAGAGUCCACCGACGGAGAGAAGAACGAUUUAGCCAUGGGAUUAAUUUUCCAAUCAAUCCCAGAAUCACUUAUCUUACAAGUUGGCGAGCUCGACACCGCAAAGAAGAUGUGGAAUGCAAUUCAAGGUCGACAUGUUGGAGCAGAGAGAGUUCGCGAAGCACGAUUACAGACCUUGAUGGCUGAAUUCGAUCGAUUGAAGAUGAAAGAGACAGAGACUAUCGAUGAUUUCAGUGGUAAAUUGUCUGAGAUAUGUUCAAAGUCAGCCGCUUUGGGAACCAGCAUUGAAGAAUCAAAACUAGUGAAAAAGUUCCUUAAAAGUAUACCUCGAAAGAAGUAUAUCCAUAUCGUUGCAUCGCUUGAACAGGUACUCGACCUAAAUACUACAAGCUUCGAAGACAUCGUCGGUCGACUAAAAGCAUACGAAGAACGAAUAUAUGAAGAAACAGAGGAAUCUUCAGAUGAUCAGAGCAAGUUGAUGUAUGCAAAUACAGAUACUCAGGCGAACCGUAACCAAAAUAAUGAAUAUAGAGGCAGAGGCCGUGGAGGACGCUUCUAUGGUAGAGGAAGAGGACGAGGAAGGUCGUACGAACCUAGAGAUCUAUCUAAAGUUGUAUGUUAUCGCUGCGACAAAACGGGGCACUAUGCCUCGUCAUGUCCAGACAGGCUACUAAAGACAGAAGCAACAGAAGAAACUAAGGAGGAUGAUUCACAAGAAGCUGAGAAGCUUAUGAUGCAUGAAGUAGUCUUUCUAAACGAGAAAAUGGUAACACCAGAUAGGUUCGACGCUUGCUCAGAUGAUAUGUGGUAUCUAGACAACGGCGCAUCAAACCACAUGACAGGAAAUCGACAAUGUUUCUCAAGCAUUGAUGAGACUAUCACAGGAAAAGUGAGGUUCGGAGAUGAUUCACAUAUCGACAUCAAAGGCAAAGGAUCCAUCGUUUUUCUCAGCAAGAAAGGAGGGAAGAAGACCUUAACUAAUGUCUACUUCAUACCGAAUUAA
This is a messenger RNA of Eutrema salsugineum, 1149 nucleotides long. RefSeq lists its product as uncharacterized. Gene Ontology annotation, molecular function: nucleic acid binding; zinc ion binding. NCBI's taxonomy places the organism in Eukaryota, Viridiplantae, Streptophyta, Magnoliopsida, Brassicales, Brassicaceae. Bases 1 to 1149 code for a protein of 382 amino acids. The record is from RefSeq and is a predicted model, not a curated record. The transcript has a single exon.